Pseudovirgaria hyperparasitica is the source of this 1169-nucleotide messenger RNA. RefSeq lists its product as uncharacterized. Lineage: Eukaryota; Fungi; Ascomycota; Dothideomycetes; Acrospermales; Acrospermaceae. The transcript has a single exon. Bases 269 to 1057 code for a protein of 262 amino acids. The record is from RefSeq and is a predicted model, not a curated record.
CCUGACCUAUUAUUAUCGCAACAUACACCCUGAUUAACUUGGCGAUACUCAGCUAUAUGUGAUUAGAAACCUCUGGAGGUCUGCACAGUAUGCAUAAAAGCACAAACUUUGUGCUGUAUAGAUCUCCUCGUUUCUUUUCUUCUUUCAUCAUCAAGCUCAUCUGAAACAUUCAUCACUCAUACCUUCUUGGUUUUAUAACACCUGGUAUUCUCUAUAUCUCUUGGCGCUUCCUAUAUACCUCCUAGUUCAUUUCUUUUCCUCAGUAAAUAUGAAGGCUUACACUACUUUUGCCAUUGUCUCAUCAGCUGUCGCCGCCGCCGCAGCUCCACUCAAUGCCGCCAAACGAUGGGCACCCUCAGUCCGCAUUAGCCUUGGGGAUAGCGCCACCGCCAUUCAGAGAGAGGUAUCUUUGGAUGGAACUCCUUUCAUUGUCCCCGGUUCGGGAGAUGAGCGUGCUGUCACGGUGAUCAGCAUUGUCGACGAUAAUGGUAACGCGGAUUCAACUUGUUCGGCUUUCGAUGACGAAGGCAACUUCAUUCGAGGUACCAAUUCAAGGGAUCUCUUCUUUGCUGGUAGCAAUCUCGACCUUGAUCGACGCACUCAGGUGUUUGCCGUCGUAUGUGCCGAUGCUCAAAGUUUCCCGCGAAGUCCUGGCCGGAACCCCAAUGCUACCGGCAACAACGAUAACACUGGAGGACAAGACAACGCCAACCCCUCUACUCCUACUCCAUCUCCCCCUGUGCCAGACCAACGUGGCGAAGAAGACUUCAAGUGGAUAUCCGUCGGCCUUGAGGAUGACGAAGAUACCUUUGUUGUUAGGAUGGCCGUUCUGAACGAGGUCACUGACAUCUCCAGCUUUCUCCCGAACGGCAAGAUCUUAUUCCGAGCGGAGGUGUUCAACUCAAAUGCCCAUUCAGGUGCCGUUUGCGACACCUUCGCCGAUAAGGCAGGCACUCAGAAUCUGAACAAGCCAUUCGGUGUCAAUAAUAGCGGUCUUGCUACCGGGGCCACUUCGAUCGGUGUCAAUGUGCAGUCGAUCAUCUGCCGUGUCCCAUGAUAAAUGUACAAUAUCUGUUUCCUAUAACUUUGACUCUUUCACAGGCGUUCCUUGUACGAUCCUUUACAUAAUUGCUUACCACAAUAUACUCAAUACUCUUCGUAAUGAUUAC